Messenger RNA from Apaloderma vittatum (bar-tailed trogon), 4640 nucleotides. It is a transcript of the gene BLTP3B, whose product is annotated as UHRF1 binding protein 1-like. The transcript is spliced from 22 exons. The record is from RefSeq and is a predicted model, not a curated record. The coding region runs from base 1 to 4365 and encodes 1454 amino acids. Lineage: Eukaryota; Metazoa; Chordata; Aves; Trogoniformes; Trogonidae.
AUGGCAGGGGUUCUCAAAGUUCAAGCAAUGAAGCAUUCUAAGUUCACCAAAAAUCUGUCACCUGACAAGAUCAACCUGAGCACGUUAAAGGGGGAAGGUCAGCUGACCAAUUUAGAACUGGAUCAAGAGGUGCUUCAGAACAUGCUGGAUCUUCCAACAUGGCUUGCUAUAAACAAGGUCUUUUGCAAUAAAGCAUCCAUUAGGAUACCAUGGACAAAACUGAAAACCCAUCCCAUCUGCUUGUCCUUGGAUAAAGUUGUAAUGGAAAUGAGCACAUGUGAAGAGCCACGUGCCCCCAAUGGUCCCUCUCCUAUAGCAACUGCAUCUGGACAGAGUGAAUAUGGUUUUGCUGAAAAAGUGGUAGAAGGCAUUUCGGUUUCUGUGAACUCCAUUAUAAUAAGGAUUGGCGCAAAAGCCUUUAAUGCUUCAUUUGAACUUUCCCAGCUGAGAAUAUAUAGUGUAAAUGCAAACUGGGAACAUGCUGACCUCAGAUUCACCAGAAUACAAGAAGCUCAACGUGGAGAGGUUUUGACUUUCAAAGAAAUCAACUGGCAGAUGAUCAGAAUAGAAGCGGAUGCAAUCCAGAGUUCUAAGCAUGAAAUCAUGAGUGCUCCAGUUCGACUGAUUACUAACCAAUCCAAAAUUAGGGUCACGCUUAAAAGAAGGUUAAAGGAUUGUAAUGUAGUGGCAUCAAAACUGGUUCUGAUUCUGGAUGAUUUGCUAUGGGUUUUGACUGAUUCUCAGUUGAAAGCCAUGGUGCAGUAUGCCAAAUCUCUUAGUGAAGCCAUAGAGAAAUCAACAGAACAGAGAAAAAGCUUGGCUUCUGAAACAGCCCAGAGCUCUGCCCCUGCCCCUAGCUCUCAGCAAGUGAAAGCGCACCAGACGACAGCAACGCCUGAUCAAAAUGAUGCAAUAGUAAAAUUGUUUAAUGAUUUUGAUGUUAAGGAAACUUCUCAUCACUUAGUAAUUUCCCAUUUGGACCUACAUAUAUGUGAUGAUAUCCAUUCUAAGGAAAAAGACUCCAACAGACGUGUUACAGGAGGUGCCAUGCAGCUUUCCUUCAGCUAUUUAACAGUGGACUAUUAUCCAUUUCACAAAGCAGGAGACAGCUGCGAUCACUGGAUGCAUUAUAGUGAUGCCACUAAAACCAGAAGUGGAUGGGCCAAAGAAUUAUUAAAUGAAUUCAAAAACAAUGUUGAAUUGCUUAAGCAGGCUGUGAAAGACCAGGUCAUAGAUUCUCCUCCCAAAUCACCACCUGCUGUAUCUCCUCAGAACCUACAAACAGGCAAGGAACAGAUACCGAAAGGAACAUCUAGGGCUUCCUCUGUAUCUUCCCAACAACCAAAGGGCAAACUGAUGUCUAGUCCUAUUGUGGUUAGACUUGCAGAUUUCAAUAUAUAUCAGGUUUCAACAGCAGACCAGUGUCGUUCUUCCCCUAAAGCUCUGAUCUCUUGCAAUAAAAAGUCACUUUAUCUUCCGCCAGAAAUGCCAGCUAUUCAUAUUGAAUUCACUGAAUAUUACUACCCAGAUGGAAAGGACUUCCCUAUUCCCUGUCCAAAUCUGUAUGGCCAGCUGAAUGCUUUACAGUUCACCCUGGAUGAGAGAAGUCUUCUCUGGCUAAAUCAGUUUGUUUUGGAUUUGAAGCAGAGUCUUAUUCAGUUCAUGGCCAUGUACAAGCUAAAUGACAAUUCAAAAUCAGAUGAACAUGUUGAUGUUAGAGUUGAUGGACUAAUGUUAAAGUUUAUCAUCCCAUCUGAAGACAAACCUGAAAUUCAUAAAGAUCAACCUCGUGCACUUUCCAUUCAAAGUUCAGAGAUGAUUGCUACAAAUACAAGAUACUCGCCAAACUGCAGACACUCUGAUCUAGAAGCUUUGUUUCAGAACUUCAAAGACUGUGAAUUUUUCAGUAGAACUUUCACCGCUUUUCCUAAGUCCCAGAAGAAUUUUAAUCUUUUGCAUCCAAUCUUCCAGAGACAUGCUCAUGAACAAGAUACUAAGAUGCAUGAUGUUUAUAAAGGUUAUAUCAUCCCAAAAUUGAAUAGAUAUGCAUUAAAGACAUCUGCAGCUACUGAUGUUUGGGCUGUGCAUUUUUCCCAGUUUUGGAUAGAUUACGAAGGAACUAAAAGCGGGAAGGGCCGACCAGUAAGUUUUGUGGACUCGUUCCCACUUUCACUUUGGAUUUGCCAGCCAGUGAGAUUUGCAAAGUCACAAAAAGACCUUGUACCGCUUAAUCAGACAGCUGCAAGCAUUCCAAAAAGUGAAUCUAGUGAUCUUGCUAAUAGACUGCAACGUAAAAAGCUUCUAAAGGAAUAUUACAGCAGCGAGACAGAGCCCUUGAGCAAUGGUGUUCAGAUGUCAGACCCUUCAGGAGUACUUUCUGAAAGCUCUUCCUCUGAUGCAGAUGUACAUGUUCUUGUCCAUGUCCAAAAACACGUAAGCGUGCAGAUCAACCAUUACCAGUAUCUUUUUUUGCUGUUCCUCCAUGAGUCUCUUGUAUUGCUCCUGGAAAACUUAAGGAACGAUGUAGAAGCAGUGACAGGGAAACCUGCAAAGCAAAUGGAUGUCUGCAUUGGGAUCCUCCUGAAAAGUGCAGAAGUAGCCUUACUGCUCCAUCCAGUGACUCAGGGAAACCCAUGUAAGUCUCCAGUUGUGGAAGAAGGCAGUCCCGUGGCAUCAGAACUCUCCCCUUUGGGAAACGAGGAAGCUCUUACUUCAGAGAGCAAAGUAGUUGGCAAUAAGCUAGCGCAAGCUGGCAUUGCUAAUUUUGGUUAUGUAGAUGACUGCAAGCCGCUGAAUGCUGAAGACAAUAAAGGAAUUUUAAUAGACUCUCUUUUGUUUAAAUCGGACAGUAAUAUGGAUUUGCAGAAAGGAAUGUCGUUUUCAGACGAUGCAUCGGAUAAAGGUUUGGGAGAUACAAGUGAAGGAGGAAGCAGCGGACUUUUUAGCAGAAGUGAUUCAGAAGAGGUCUGUGCACCUCUAAGUGAGAAAAGUAGCUCGCAUCCUAGGGAUUCAACGUCUAUUUUAAAUAAGAGAGAAGAUUCUACUGAAUUUUUCCUUGAUAAAGCGGAUGACAAAAACAUUUUCUCAAAUCAGUUAAAUGAACAGGAAGGCCCAACCGAAGGGUGUCCUAACCAAGUCACUGACUUGGAAACAGACACUGCCUUAGAAUCUGAAGAACUUGAAAUGGGCAAAGACAAAGUGACUUCACUUAGAAUAUUUGCAUCUCAGUCUUCGUCGAGUGCAAAGCCUAAGGAACGCUGCCCGUCCAACCUCCCUGCAUUCUCUGUUUCUUACAAGAAUAUGAAAAGAAGUCCCUCACAAGUCUCUCUGGAUACCAUCUCCAUUGAUAGCAUGAUGCUAGAGGAUCACUUGAUAGAGAGUGAUGGAAGUGACAGCCAAAGCUUUCUGGAGAAAGGUAUUACAGCCACAAACUAUCAAAGCCCAUCAGAAAAUGCCCAUGAAGGAGGCACAGUGAUUGAAAAUUGUGAUGGGUCAUCUCCAGAUGCCAUGAGCGCUGCUUCAGAGAAUGCACAAGAGACUAGUGAAGAAAUGAUGUCUGUUGUGGUUUUCCAAGUAUUUGGUGUUAAUGGUGAAAUUGACAUCAGAGGUGAAGACACGGACAUAUGCCUGCAGGUCAACCGAGUGAGACCAAAUCAGUUGGGGAAUAUCAGUGUUCGACACUAUCUUUGCAACAGAACUGUUGGUUCCGACUGUAAAUCUGUGGCUGGACCAGUUAAUUCAUCACCUGAGAUUAGCCUGAGAUGGGAAAGCGGGCCUAGUGCUGUUGUACAUUCUCUGCUGGCUGUGAAAAAUGGUUUUCUUCAGUGUCAUGUAGAGAACUUCAGUGCUGAAUUUCUAACAUCUUCCCUCACAAACAUUCAGCAUUUUCUGGAAGAUGAAACUGUUGCAGAAGUGAUGCCUAUGAAGAUAAAAGUUUCUAAUGCAAGGAUUAAUUUAAAAGAUGACAGUCCACGUGAAAAUCUCAAGGCAUCUGAGCUGGAACCCAUAAAACUACAUAUUGACGUACUGUGGAUAGAAAGAAAUGAUGAUGGCUCUUUUCUCAUUAGAGACAAUCAAAGAGUAAAUGAUGUCUCAAAGAUGAAGAAUCCAAGUAGUGCAUCGCAGCAAGCAACUGGACCUGUUGGACAUAAAACACAGGACCAAGCCACACAGACUGCUUAUGAAAUUCCCAGACCAUCUAAAUCAAGCGGGGAUUCAGCUGACUUGCUCAAAAAUGAGCUUAUUGAAGAAAAUGAAUGUCUCAAACAGGAACUAGCCAAAGCCAAGAUGGCUCUUGCUGAGGUCCAAAUGGAAAAAGACGCUCUGCUUCAUCGUAUAAAGAAGAUGAACGUUGAUCAUCAGUAGGACAGUGUUGUGUUGGUGCAAGGCAUCGUUGACAGAACUUCAGGUGGCAUCUAAAGUACUUUUUGUAAAUCGCUGGAAGACAUGGUUAUUUUUUUUUGGUCACAGGCAAAGCUUUCUCAUUGCAAACAAAAUGUUUGUGAACUAGUUACUAUUCUGAAAUUAUCAUUAAACAUUGUAACUUUUUUCAGCCCAUUUUAAACUGAAAUGACUUUGGAAAAAUCAGUUUAUAUUGUACUUUAUUAAUUUACCGAAGGAAAAAAAAUCAUAUCAUCUAC